UGUUGCACUACUGGGUUUGUGUUGCUCUGCCUGAAAUGACCAUCAAAAAGUUUUACAUUGAAUAUGAUGCCAUCAACAGCAGGAAUACUUUUACAAACGGAGAUACCAUUAACGGAAGGAUCAUCCUGGAAACGACCAAAACAGCAAAAGUCCAGUCGAUUGGUUUUCAAGCAAAAGGGAAAGCUCGAGUUCGCUGGUCUGAAUAUCAUGGACAACACGACCAUCGGGUUUACUGGGCUAAAGAGAAAUAUUAUAGUAUCAAACAUGACAUCUUGAGAGAAGCAAGACAAAUUGGCAGUGAAAUCGUUGGAAAAGGAAGGCAUGUGUUUCCUUUUAGCUUCAAAAUACCCAACAGACAGAUGCCAUCGACUUUUCACUCAUCUAUUGGCAGAGUUGUUCAUAAAAUGAAGGCGGAGCUUAAACAGUCAAUGAAGCUGACAAAAAAGUCUGAAUGUCCCUUUAUUUUUGUAUCAAAAACGGACAUGAACAUGCCAGGACUUAUGGUUCCUCAACAUGGAUCAAAAGAUAAAAGCCUUGCUUUUGGUUCUGGAAAUAUUUCACUUGAUGCCAGUAUUAAGAAGACGGGUUACAUACCUGGCGAACCCAUCAACGUCUCAAUUGAGAUCAACAAUCGUUCAAGUCGUUCAGUGAAACCCAAAUUUGAGCUGUAUGAGAAGAGGAGCUUCUUCGCCCAGGGUCGGAGGAAACUUGAGACAAAUAAGCUCUUGAAGGGAAAAGAUAAUGACGUGGAUUCAUUUUCUGGAAAAAAGACUGUGACAAUGACGAUCCCCGUCCCAGCACUGCUUCCGUCCAUGUUGAACUGCUCCAUCAUUAAGGUGGAGUACAGGCUGAAGAUAUACCUAGAAGUCAAAUGUGCAGCAAACCCACAAGUGAAAUUUCCUAUUGUCAUCCUACAAGACAAGAGAGCUGAAAGACAGCUACCGCCUUUAGAUACUUUUGGAUCUGAAGCUUUUGGAAACACAAACCAUCCAACUUGGAGCACCACGCCACAAGCCAUGGAUCCCCCUCCUUCAUAUGAAGAAUCGGCAAUGCACCCCCCCAUUCCACCUGCAGAAUUUAAGACGGCAUUGUGAAUUUCUGUUUCAGGCGGGAAAGUCAGAAUUUCCACAUCCAUCCCUACAACCUGCUGUAUGCGUCUUCUUUCUUACCUCAACAUAAUCUGUGCUGUGAUGAGAAGUUGUUGCGUGUUUCACCCAGAAAACAACCGGACCAUCAACAGUGUGGAGUUUGAAAAGUUUUACC
Nematolebias whitei (Rio pearlfish) is the source of this 1263-nucleotide messenger RNA. Its product is annotated as arrestin domain-containing protein 3. The coding region runs from base 36 to 1094 and encodes 352 amino acids. NCBI's taxonomy places the organism in Eukaryota, Metazoa, Chordata, Actinopteri, Cyprinodontiformes, Rivulidae. Gene Ontology annotation, biological process: protein transport. The transcript is spliced from 6 exons. The record is from RefSeq and is a predicted model, not a curated record. Gene Ontology annotation, cellular component: plasma membrane; cytoplasm.